UUUUAUUUUAAGUUUGCUUAAUAGAUGGGAUUUAAAUAAACUAAAAGCUAUUUAAGGAUAUCACUAUUCGCUGUUAAAGUGGCUAUAGGUAUAUUUGGAUUAAUUAGCGAUAUCAUUUAUUACUAUACUGAAGAUUUUAAGAUUACUUACAUCAAAGAUAUUAUGGCUUUUUUUAUCCUAUUGAGUCCUUUAAUACAAGUACUUGCUUGGGGAAUAUUAUUAUCUGAAAUAAAAAUGAAAAUUCCUGAACCGCAAGAAGAUGAAAGGGUUAAAAACUCUAAAAGUUUAUUUUAGUAUAUAUGCAAUUAUUUAUAUUGUUUAGUUAUUUAUUACUUUACAAUAUUAAAAUCAAUACUUAUGCUACUGCCUUAUACAAUAUUUGUUGCACUUUUGUAAGAAACAAAAGUCUUUCCUGUAUUUCUUUUUGGGUAUACUUACUUAAAAUAUCAAGCAGUUCUUACAGCUGAUUUAAUGAGGAACAUAUCUUCGUAUUUAGAAUUCUAAGACGAAAAAGAAGCAAAUAAAAAAAAUUUAAAAUAAAAAGAAAAGUCACUUUAGAAAGAGUCAUCUAACUUGCAGUAAGCACAAUUAAAUAACUAACAAAUUUUAGAUUUUCAUAAAGAUUAAAUUGAGGUGAUUGGAAAAUAAAGUAAUCUUAAAUAAAUAAGCAAUAAUAACCGCAUAUCAAACAAUCAAGAUUAAUUAGAACAAAAAGCUGAUGAUAAUCUGAUAUAAGAAAAUAAAAAUUCAAUGAAUAUUUUGAAAAAAAUGUUCUAAAAUUCAAAGAGGAAUCAGCUAAAAACAAAAAAUUUUAUGCAGACCAUAUCUUAAACAAAUAACUCACAAAUAUCAUAGUACUAGAAAUAAAGUGGAAUUCAUUAGAUUGAUAAUACCAAUAAUAAUUUUGAAUCUAAUUAAAAUUUACCAUUAAAAAAACUUCAAAAUCUAAUAACUAUUCAGUUAUGUAAUGAUAGAUUUUAAAAAAAUACAUAAAUUAUAAAUGGAUAGUCUGUGGCUGAAGAAAACUAUUUAAAAAAUACUCCAAACUCUAUAAAAAGUAAUUAUGAUUCUACUUAUUAAUUAACCUAGUAGUAGGAAGAAAGUGUCAAUAAAUUUGGUUUUUCAUAAAUCGAUGUGACUUUAGACGCUAAUUUGCUCCCUACUAUAGAUACUUUGCUAAUAGACAAAAACUUACAAUAAUUUAUCUUGAUUACAGAUAUUGUUAAGGCUAUAUUUGGAGCUCUACCAAUGACUAUUGUAAAGUAUUUGAAUAACAACUUAAACAAUCGAUGGAAGACUUCAUCGAAUAAUAUAGAUUAUUUUAUAUUGCUUUCUUUCCUAAUAUCUUUGUUUACAAUUUUAACCCACGGAAUUCAGUUAAUGGGAAUAUUAUACAAUGAUAAUAUCAAGAUUUAUUACAAAACCUUAUAGUAUUUAAGUAAUAUGCAAAAAAAAGACUUAUAAUCAACUAAAAAUCUUAUUAAAAAAUAAAAAAAUAUUAAUGAAAAUGAUUUACAGAUGUAAUAAAGAUAACAAUUACUUGAAGACUACUAAGAAAAUGACUAACUAAAAUAAAAUUAAUUUUUUGGAUUUGGAAAGCUAUUUCCUAUGAUGAAGAUUUUAAAAAUUAAUAGUUAGAAUCAAAUAAAAAAAUUAAAUAUGCUCAGACAAUAGGCUUGUGAUGAAGUUAAAUGCAUGUAGUACAAUUUAAGUAACCACACAUUUAUUGCUGCUAAUUUGCAAAAACACAUGAAGCAAUCACUUCCUAAAUUUAAAAAUUUAUAAAAACUUGUCAUUAAGUUUAACAAUAACUAUUUUGGAGAAGGACUUGAGGAAAUUGUGAAAAAUUUUUUAUCAAGCAUGCCCUUCUUAAGAAACAUUUAAUUAUCUUUUUACUAAAACUUAUUAAAGCAAGAAUAAAUAUAAAUAAUUUACUUAUCUAUUAAUGAGUGGAUGACUAACAAUUAAAACUAAAUAAUAUCUGUUUUAUUUGAAACUGAUCUAGCUUUUUUAUGGUACCCUUCAUAAAUAGAACUUGAAGAAAAUUAAUUUUUAUUUCUUGAUAAAUUAUAAGAAAUGAUUAUUGGUUAUAAUAAAAAUGAUAAAAUUAUAUUUAGUGUGAAUAUUCCUGAAAAAACCAUUCUUGAUGACGAGGCUUAAAUUCUAUCAUAAUAAAUUAUGGAUUGGAUUAAUUUGCAGAAAUUUCAAUUGAAUUGCAAGGAAUUAAGUGCAGCAGGAGAGAAUAUGAUAAAAAAAGCUCUUUUAAAUAAUUAAUCAAUAUAAAAUCAUUAAUUUUCUUGUUCUAAAAAUGGAGUGAUUUGCAGUAAAGGUUACCGAUUCGAUGCUUAGCCAAAUAAAGGAUAUUUAUAUAUUUAGAAUGAAAACUUUUUCUUUAAUGUAAUUGGGGUAAAUAUUCUGAUCAACAAAUAAAUCAAAGAGUAAUGGAAACUAUAUUUGCACACUAUUAACUUAAAUUUUUCACAAGAAAAUCCUUAAUCAAAAUAUAGUUUAUGCGAAAGUGAACUUUAAGCCUUAUUUCAUUAUCUCAGCUCAUAAAACUUUAUUAAGAAUAUUUCUAUAAAUCUUCUGAAUAAUAAUCUUGGAGAUAAUAUUGGGAGUAUUAUUUCUUAGAGCCUCAUUUAGUUACCUAAGUUAGAAACAGUUAAUAUCAAUUUUGAAGGUAAUAGACUUACGAAGAUAGGGUUUAAGGAUUUUAUAAAUGUAUUUACCAAAAAAAAGAAGUCUUUAAAAUGUUUAGAACUAAAUCUUAAUGGAUGUCAAAUUUAUUAAGAAGGUGCUUAAUAGCUUUGCAAGUAUUUUGAAAUGCUAAUAUCUAAAUAAGAAAAUUAAAAUAAUAGAUCUGAUAUUUAACUUUAAAAGUUUGUUAUCAAUUUAACCAAAAAUAGAGUUAAUUAAAAAGGAAUAGAACUAAUUCUUGAUAAUAUUUCCAAAAUAUAAUCUCUUGAAUAUAUUGAUCUAAUUAUUAAAGGUAUCUCAUUAGCUAAUGUUCAUAAAUUUGAUUUCUCUAGUCUUUGUUACCUGAGAGAAUUGCACUUAACUUUAUGGUAUAACCAAUUUACAAAAGAUGGAUUUUCUAAUUUUGUUUCUUCUUUUGAAACAUUCCCAUCUACUAUAUAGAAACUAAAUCUUGAUUUAUGUCAUAAUGAAAUAUAAUCUUAGCUUUACCCUUUUCUUAAUUUCUUAAAUAAAAACAACAAUUUACUUGAGUUGAUCUUGAACUUAGAAGGAAAUAGUAACUUAAACUUUUUACCAAAUAUUAAAGAAAUAUUGAUGGAUUAGCAAAGAAUCCUAUCACUUUAGAUAAAUUUGAGUCGCUGUGAUUUUGAUUACAACUCUAUUUUGGAGCUAAAGUAAGGGCUUAUAUUUUUAGUAAAUCUUAAAAUUUUGUGCUUAGAUUUUAGCAAAAAUAAAAAAUUUGACGAUGACUGUUUCCUAGCAAUUAACUUCGUAUUUUCUGAGCUAAAAACUCUAGAAGAAAUAUAAUAUACUUGCUAGGAGACCUAAAUUACAAACUAGUCAAUAGAAGCUAUCUCAUAUUAGUUGUAAACAUUCAAAAAGUUAGAAACCUUUAUUGUUGACUUCUCAAAUAAUAAUAUUGAUGAAAGUAUGAAAAAUCUGCUUAGGUAAUCUCUCGUAAAGGCAAAAAAGAUAACUAAUCCUUCAUUAAUUAUAUGAGAAACUUAAAUAUGAUUUUUCAACAUUAUUAAACAAAAUAAAAUUAAUCAAUUUUAAAAAUAAAAUAAUUUAACAAAUUUUAAUAAAUAUUUUAGCCAAAAAAUUUUAUAUUAUCAUAAAG
Tetrahymena thermophila SB210 is the source of this 3817-nucleotide messenger RNA. Its product is annotated as transmembrane protein, putative. The record is from RefSeq and is a predicted model, not a curated record. Lineage: Eukaryota; Ciliophora; Oligohymenophorea; Hymenostomatida; Tetrahymenidae. The transcript has 7 exons.